Molecule: messenger RNA, 1152 nt
Organism: Triticum turgidum subsp. durum (durum wheat)
Lineage: Eukaryota; Viridiplantae; Streptophyta; Magnoliopsida; Poales; Poaceae
Source: the annotation of a GenBank genome assembly
AUGCAUCGUCGGUUUCUGAAUGUGAUAGCGCAGGACCUCAACACCCGCGCCAACUCGCUCUACCUCAUCGACCCCUGGAAGCACCUCUUCCGCCCGCCAUCAUCAACAGGAGGAAACGAAAGAGAAGCAGCAGAAAACACAAACCCGGAGAAGGAAAACCGAGGAGCGUCGAUGAGUCGCCUGAGGUUGCAUAAGCCCAGGUUCAGGUUCGAAUCGAACCUCCGCGCCAAGCCCACGCACUCCUUCUCGGCUCUGCUGAGAGAGAACAGCCUCCUGCUGGCGGCCGAUACCAACAGCCCAUUCCUCUACGACGUCGACCUCAACUCGGUCCAACCCAUUCACCCCAUGCAUCCUCUCAGGGGGCCCAACUGCGUCUGCUUCUCCGUGCCACCCCAAGCCGAUGAUCCCGGUGGUCACCGUCACUACUUUGGCUGUCGACCCUGCCUCUAUGUCCUCGACCUGUCGCCGCCGGCCGCCGCCGUCGGUUUCUCCUUCGAGGUCCUCAGCUACCGCUCUAACAAUCUCUUCUCCGUCUGUGAAGCUGAAAGUCUGAACCACAACUACAUCAAUUCGUUCCACUGGGAAAGGCUCCCGCCGCCGCCGUUUCUGGCCGAUGAUGGUGCCUGUGGAAGAAGAGCCGUCGACGUCGACAUCGACACGUGUUCCUCCAUGAUCGUCGAUGGCACGACCAUAUGCAUAUCCUUCGACGGCGUCGGCACCUACGCCUUCGACACGGCGACGGGGGUAUGGACUCGUGCCGGCGACUGGGCGCUGCCCUUCCACGGCAGAGCGGAGUACGUUCCGGAGCUCGGCCUCUCUUUCGCGCUGUCUGCUGAUAGCCCCGACCGCCUGUGUGCUAUGGACUGCACUGUGAUGCGCUCUGCCCGUGCCGGGCCGCUGGCAUUGCGGCAUACUUUUGAUCGUCUCGACCUGCCGGAGGAGAAGUGGUCGCCGUACAAGCGCCACCUGGUGAGCCUGGGCGCGGGCAGCUUCUGCGUCGUUUCCUUCUGUAAGGCCGUGGGGCGUGAGUUCGCCGUCCUCACCGGCGUGGAGGUGAAGCCCUGCAACAAUGGUGAUGGCCCUCUCCGGAUGACCAAGCACCUGUCUAAACGCUGGAGCCUUGGGUCUCAUAGGAUCAACUGUGUGCUUUGA